AUUUCCGGUCCUGCGCCGUUUCUGGAGCGGAUUGGAACCCGGAGUCAGGAUUCGAUAAAUGAAGUGUCUUUUGCAGAAAAGGUUUGCAGAAUGGCAAGUCAGACUCCUGAGGAGAUCAUCUGGUGUGAAGAUUGUGAGCAGUACCAUGACUCUGAGUGCCCUGAAUUUGGACCCCUGGUGACUGUCCAGGACUCUUUUGUCCUCAGUCGGGCCCGUUCCUCUAUUCCAAAUAGCCUGGAGAUCAGAUCAGUGGCAGAGGGCCUCGAGGGCGUUUUCGUCCAACGACGGCUGGUCAAAAGGACUCGUUUUGGUCCGUUCGAGGCAAAGCGGGUCACCGUUUUAGACAAAGAAGGAGUAUUUCCCUUAAAGAUCUUCAAGAAAGAUGGCAUAGUCGUGUGUUUUGACUGUAGUAGUGAAGAUGACUGUAACUGGAUGAUGCUAGUAAGGCCUGCCACCGAUCACCAGCAUCAAAAUCUGACUGCUUACCAGCAGGAUGAAGAAGUGUUCUUCAACACAUCCCAGGAUGUGCUUCCAGGAACAGAGCUAAGGGUCUGGUAUGGCGCUUUCUAUGCCAAAAAGAUGGAGAAGCCAUUGCUCAAGGUUUCAGUGGAGCCACCACUACCACCUCCAGAUGCAGUAAAUACGGUGAUGGUAUCUACAGUGCUUCCGAAGGAGUGCCUACUACCACAGGAGGAGACCACGGUUGAGCCCGUUGAGGAUGGCUGUGACCCCACUUUUCAACCACUUAUAAAGAAGGGGAUCAAUCGUGGAAGGAAAGCUAAGAGUCGCAGACCUCGAGCUGUCGCCGCUGCAUGCAGGACCAAAGAUGUGAAGCCACCCGUGGCGAGUAUAGAACCACUUCCAUCCGAGUUAGCAGUUGCUACAGAGAGAAGCCGCCGUCUCGGGGCUUUAGACGUCGGGACUCUAAUCAAGAGACACAAAGGCCGAGAGCACAAGAGGGUGUACCGCUGCUCCCUGUGCAACAAGGUCUUUCAGAACAGCAGUAACCUGAACCGACAUAUCCGAUCACACGGUGAUAAACUGUUCAAGUGUGACGAGUGCGACAAAUUGUUCAGUCGAAAGGAGAGUUUGAAGCAGCAUAUCUCCUAUAAGCACAGUAAGAAUGUGCCGGACCUGGAAUACAAGUAUAAAUGCAACACUUGUGAAAAAUCCUUCCGCCUAGAAAAUGCCUUGAAAUUCCACAAUUGCAGGACAGACGACAAGACGUUCCAGUGUGAUAUCUGCUCCCGCUUCUUCUCCACUAACAGCAACUUGUCCAAGCACAAGAAGAAGCAUGGAGAAAAGCUCUACUCCUGUGAAAUCUGCAACAAGAUGUUCUACCGCAAAGACGUCAUGCAGGAGCAUCACAGGAGGCAUGGUGUCGGUCCAAAACAAAUGAAGAGAGAAGAGACCAAUGGAGAAGAAGCCACAAAGUACAGAAAAGAACCAUCACCAUGUCCCAUUUGUAGCAAAGUGUUCUCCUGCCGCAGUAACAUGAACAAACAUCUGCUAACUCAUGGCGAUAAGAAGUACAUCUGUGAGAUCUGCGGCCGCAAGUUCUUCCGAGUGGACGUGCUUCGGGAUCACAUUCAUGUUCACUUUAAGGAUAUAGCCUUAAUGGAUGAGCAGGAAAGGGAGGACUUCAUCAAGAAGAUCGGAAUUUCAGCAGGUGACAGCGACGAGAAGGAUGAUGAAGAAGAUGUCAAUGACCCUGAGCGCCACAAGUACAACUGCAAGAAAUGUCAAAUGUCAUUUGCCAAAGGCCGAGAAUACCUUAAGCACAUCACUGAACAGCAUAAAGAGCGAGGCUACGGCUGCGCUAUAUGCAAUCGACGCUUUGCACUCAAAGCUACUUACAACGCUCACCUUGUCAUCCACAGAGAGCAGCUGCCUGACCCUGCCGUGCAAAAGUAUAUCCAUCCCUGUGAAGUUUGUGGGAGAAUCUUCAAUAGUAUCGGGAACCUGGAGAGGCACAAGAUCAUCCACACUGGGGUGAAGAGCCACAGCUGUGACAAGUGUGGCAAAUCCUUUGCAAGGAAGGACAUGCUGAAAGAGCACCUGAGGGUCCACGACGACAUCCGAGACUUCCUGUGUGCAGAGUGUGGGAAAGGCAUGAAAACCAAGCAUGCUCUCCGACACCACAUGAAGUUGCACAAGGGUAUCAAAGAGUAUGAAUGUAAGGAGUGUAACCGCAAGUUUGCCCAGAAAGUCAACAUGCUAAAACACUUUAAGCGACAUACAGGUAUAAAGGACUUCAUGUGUGAGCUGUGCGGCAAGACAUUCAGUGAAAGAGCAACUCUUGAGACACACAAACUGAUUCAUACAGUGGGAAAAACGUGGACUUGCGCUACCUGCGAUAAGAAGUAUCUGACAGAGUACAUGCUGCAGAAGCAUGUGCACUUGACCCAUGAGAAGGUAGAGGCCCAGUCGUGUUACAUCUGCGGCACCAAGGUUUCCACGAGGGCCUCAAUGAAUCGACACUUGCGACGCAAACACCCUGAAGUUGUGCCUGUGAGAAUUGAGGAUUUUGAUGAGCUACAGGAAUCCCAGACAAUCAAUGACUCGCCCAUCAACGUCGUGCAGCCAAGCCUGACACUGGAAAAAGAUGGCCAAACUCAUGAAAGACUUAGCCGAACUGCACGCCAUGCCAAGAAGAAGCUUAGAGUUACACCAGAGUCAGAACUCUCCGGAUCAGAUGAUUAUGUUGAUUUUGAAGAGCAGCAUCCUGAAACUCUGCCAGAAUUCAACACUGUUGUUAUAGGCGAAGAAACAGAAACGAGCUCUGCAGUGCAAAGUAUCCAACAGGUGGUGGUUCUCGCUGACCCCAACGCUCCAACCACUUCCUCCCAGAACAACUCAGUUGGGCUGAGCAACAUCACGGUCACACCAAUCACCAGCCCAAAUACCGCCCAGUUCACCAGCCUUCAGCCCGUAGCCGUCGGACACCUGACAGCCGGGGACCGGCCAAUCUCACUGGACAACUCCAUCCUCACUGUCACCUUCGACUCUGUCAGCGGCUCAGCCAUGCUUCACAACAGGCCUACCGACCUUGUCCAAGAAUCUGUCGGCCACACGGGGGGACCGUCGACACAGUCUGUCGCACAUUUUAUCAACCUUGCCGCUCUUGUCAACCCCAUGGGCCAGCAGCUUGAAUCCCAGACUAUGGCCUGGAGGCCAGUACUGGCGGCCGAGGGCGGCCAGGUCGCCCCUGUGGUCGGAGGUACCCAGGCGAAGGUUCACGAGGUCGAGAGUCAAGGGCCCGAGAGGGAGCGGACAGGCCAGAGUCAGCCGCCCACGCCACAGCAGCAAAGCGGCACUGCACAGCAGAUGUUCAGCUACUAA
Molecule: messenger RNA, 3342 nt
Organism: Nerophis lumbriciformis (worm pipefish)
Lineage: Eukaryota; Metazoa; Chordata; Actinopteri; Syngnathiformes; Syngnathidae
Source: RefSeq, a predicted model, not a curated record